This is a messenger RNA of Phascolarctos cinereus (koala), 2575 nucleotides long. It is a transcript of the gene FAM120B, whose product is annotated as family with sequence similarity 120 member B. NCBI's taxonomy places the organism in Eukaryota, Metazoa, Chordata, Mammalia, Diprotodontia, Phascolarctidae. Gene Ontology annotation, cellular component: nucleus. The record is from RefSeq and is a predicted model, not a curated record. Gene Ontology annotation, biological process: fat cell differentiation; peroxisome proliferator activated receptor signaling pathway.
CCCCCGAGCGGAAGCGGAAGUGGAAGUGGAGGCUCAACCGGCCCGGCGGAGCCUGGGGAGGGAGAGCGAGGUGUAAGUCGUAGACUGGACCCUGGUGCUGUCGCUAGAUUAAUAUCACGACUUCAACAAUGGGUGUGAGAGGUUUACAUGGAUUUGUGGCAAAUGCCUGUCCCAGUGUAUGUACAGUAGUAAGUUUGAAAGAAAUGGCAGAAGAAUACCAAAUUCACCAACCUGGGUGCACUCCUGUAAUUGUUGUUGAUGCCAUGUGUUGUCUGAGACAUUGGUAUACACCAGAAUCUUGGGUUUGUGGUGGCCAGUGGCUGGAAUACCUUUCUGUCUUAGAAGAUUUCAUUAAAGCAUUUACUACAGCAGGCAUCAAAUUGGUAUUCUUCUUUGAUGGUGUGGUAGAGCAGAAAAAGAGACAUGAAUGGGUGAAACGGAGACUCAGAAACAACAAGGAGAUAUCUAGAAUCUUUCAGUUCAUGAAGACCCAUAGGAAGCAACCAGGCAGAGAUAUGUUUUUCAUUCCCUCUGGGCUGGCCACAUUUACACGUUUUGCUUUAAAAUCUCUGGGUCAGGAAACUAUUUGUUCAUUACAAGAGGCAGACUAUGAAGUGGCUUCUUAUGGUCUCCAAAAUAACUGCCUGGGAAUUCUGGGAGAAGAUACUGACUAUCUCAUCUUUAAUACAUGCCCUUACUUUUCUAUUAGUAAGCUCCACCUUGACCGUCUUGUUACUGUUAUGUUCUCAAGAGAGAGCCUUUGCCGUAGCCUGGGUCUCAACAUAACAGAUCUUCCUCUCUUGGCCUGCCUACUGGGCAAUGAUACAGUUCCAGAAGGCAUGUUGGAAAGUUUUCGGCAAAAAUGCCUGUCUGGUUAUUCCUCUGCUAAACAGAACAACGACAGGAGAACUAACACAAUCCUAGCUGUGGCAGACUACAUAACUAGAGUACUCCACUUGCAGCAGGGGGUGAAAGACCUGGAAGAGAUGUUACCUUUGGGACAAAAUAAAACUGUGUUUUGUAGAGGGAUGGCAUCCUAUCUCCUUCCAGGGCAGCAAUCUCCCUGGCUUCUCCGGAUACCCAACUUGGAAACAUCAGACAAGCAAGAAGUAAUCAUGUGUUCAGACCCAGAGAUUUUGCAGGUAGCUAAGGAACAACAUGUCCAAGCUGAAAGCUACCUGGUCUACAAUAUCCUUAGCAGUGGAGAAAUUGAAUGCAGCAACACACUGGAAGAUGAAUUUGACCCAGAACUCCCUGGCCAAGCACUUAUUUUCCGUCCUGCUCGGCAGCAUAUUUACUCACUCUUGUUGGAAGACAGUAAAGAUACUUGCAGAUCCUGUCCCAUAGUAAAGGAGUGGUUUGUAUACUUUGGGAAUCAGCUGAAGCAGCCAGAACUGGUACAGCCCAUAAAACUAGACAUCCCAGGUGGAAUACCUAGUUUGAGAACAUUAUGGCUGAGCCAAGAUGCAGAGGUACAAGCCCAACGUUAUAACACCUUCCUGGCCUGCUUUCACCUUUGGAAUGAAAGAGAAGAACUUCAGGCUCUUGAAAACUCUCUUGCAGCCCUGUGCUGUCUCUUGAUCUACCUCCUUUGGCAGGUGGAUACUUUCUCCCUGGAGGACUUAAAUGCUUUUAUUGCUCAGACCUUGUGCCUCCGAGGAAAAUCAGCUACUCAGCUCUCAGGCUUACAGCUCACCCAUGUUGACUCCAGAGCUGUGCAACUUGGCUCUCUCUUCAUCCGAGGCCUGACCACUUUGAUUCUGGCCAACAGUGCCUGUGGGUUUCCAUUCAGAAUGGAUGACUUGAUGGCUUGGAAGAUGUUUGAUGGGAAACUUUUUCAACAAAAGUACCAGCAGUCACACAGAGGCUGUUGUGUGGAGGAACUUCUAGAAGGCAAUAAAUAUUGGCUGACUGAGUUCCAGAACCUAAAAUCACUCAUUUGCAAAGCCUGCAUGAAGAACAACAGAGCUCUUCAAAGCCAACAGCGAGGGAAUGAAUUCAUCAGAGAGUCAGAAAGCAGAAGAUGGGGCUCCAGUUUCCAGAGAUCACAUCAGCCUCUUUUUUCAUCUUUGUUUCAUAAUCCCAACCAAGGACACCAAUGGAGAGGCCUUGGGCCUUACUCUUCUAGAUUUGAAACUGGUCCUUCAGGUAGAAGAUAUAGGUCAGAAGAGCAAAGCCAGAAGAGAAGAGGAUUCCAGCACACUCCCAGAUGGCCCAGAUGACACCAUAAUGCUGCUGGGAUGGAGCAGAAACCUUUUUACAGAUGAAGAAAACAUUUUAAAACUUGGAAAUUGAGCAAAAAGAAAUAUACCUGUUUAAUUCUGUUUUCUAUAAGCCAAGUCAAAAAAAAUUAUUUGGGAAAGAUAGCGUUCACUUGAAAAUACCAUUAUAUUUGUAUAGUGUCUUCUCUGUUGUAAUUUGACAGCCAUCGCCACUAAGUAAAAGUGUACAAAAAUAGCUUUUUUCUUUUUUUUUUUUUAGCAAGCAAGAUACGACAAAAAUUGAAAAGAAAUGACUAGUUUAUCCUUUUGGAUUUGGAGUGAGAUUUCAAAUUAAACUUCACAUUAAAAACCUC